AUGACUGAUCUUGCUAAUGGCAUUAAAGCUAUCAGUGGACAUUUUGAAGAAUGUGAUGCUCAUAAGAUCUUGUUGACUUUGCCUAAAUCCUACAAGCCACAAAGAUGUGUUAUACAAGAGAGCAAUAAUUUGAGUGAGUAUACUAUUGAUCGGCGUAUGGGUACUUUAGUAGCCUAUGAGAUUUCAGAAAUGGAGGAAGAGAAAAGGGAAAAGAAAGAAGCGGGACUUAGUGUUUCAAGGCAUGAUGAUCCAAAAUGUAGUGGAGACCUAGAAGAAGCUAAAGCAAAUUUUGUGAGAAGAUGGCAGCGAGGCACUAGAAAAUGUGAAGGCAAGUUGCCUCUUAAAUGUUUUUCUUGUGGUAGAAUUGGGCAUUAUUCUUCUAGUUACACUAAUAGAGAAGACUAUAAGAGAUCAGAUGAUGAUGAGAAGAAAAAAAAGUUUAAGAAACACAACUUUAACAGAAGAGAGAAGAAGGGCUUAUGUUAUAUUGAGGAGCAUACAUUUGAAGAUGAAGUUGAUGAUGAUUCGAAUGAAGAAUCCUUGUUUCUGGCAAUUGAAGAUAAGGAGGAUGCUUUGAAGAAACCAAAAGAAGAGAGAACAGUUAAGGCUGCAUUGCAUGCUAAGAUAAAACCGAGAUUAAGACAUAGUUUGUUAAGUAUGAGUCAGAUGUGUAUAAAAGGAUAUGAAGUGUUAUUUAGUAGAUCUGGAUGUGUGAUCAGAAAAGAGAAGACUGGUAAAAGAGUUUCAGAAGGAGUUAGAACAUGUGGAAAUGUAUACUAUAUCAAUUAUAGAAAGGAGAAUAAAUGUUUGUUAGCGCAAAAGGUUGAGAUUGUUCUAGCAGCUCCUGAGAAGACAAGUGAUCCGAAAGAAAGUAAAGAGAAGGAAACAAAUGAUGAAGAAGAAGAGGAAGAUUCAACAAAAAUUCCUACCAAAUAUGUUUAG
Messenger RNA from Cryptomeria japonica (Japanese cedar), 942 nucleotides. RefSeq lists its product as uncharacterized. Lineage: Eukaryota; Viridiplantae; Streptophyta; Pinopsida; Cupressales; Cupressaceae. The coding region runs from base 1 to 942 and encodes 313 amino acids. The record is from RefSeq and is a predicted model, not a curated record. The transcript is spliced from 2 exons.